Racocetra persica is the source of this 369-nucleotide messenger RNA. The record is from the annotation of a GenBank genome assembly. Lineage: Eukaryota; Fungi; Glomeromycota; Glomeromycetes; Diversisporales; Gigasporaceae.
GGUGAAAAAAAAGGAAGUGAAAAGAAUAAUGUCCAAAAGCAACAAAGAAGCCAAAAAAAAGAACCAAAAAAAAAGAAACGAAAAAAAAUGACAAAGAAGCGAAAAAAAGAACCAGAGAAAAGAACUGGAAAAAAAGAAAUGGAAAAAAAGAAACAAAAAAAAACAGCAAGGCAAAAGCAGCAAAGCGAAGAGAACAAAGCUAAAACAGUAAUGCAAAAGCAACAAAGUGAAAGCAGCAACACAAAAACAACAAAACAAAGCAGCAAAGCAAAAAUAGCAAAGAAAAACAGCAAGAAAACAGCAAAAGCAAAAGCAGCAAAAGCGACAAAAGCAAAACAAAAACAACAAAACAAAAUCGACAAAGAAUGA